Molecule: messenger RNA, 603 nt
Organism: Diaporthe citri
Lineage: Eukaryota; Fungi; Ascomycota; Sordariomycetes; Diaporthales; Diaporthaceae
Exons: 4
Coding region: 1-603 (200 amino acids)
Biological process (GO): Rho protein signal transduction
Cellular component (GO): cytosol; membrane; cytoplasm
Molecular function (GO): Rho GDP-dissociation inhibitor activity; protein binding
Source: RefSeq, a predicted model, not a curated record
AUGGCCUCACACCAUGACGAAGACACGAUGCCCGAGGAGACCCAGGGCUACAAGCUGUCCCAGCCCAAGCAGAGCUUAGCUGAAUAUCAACAGAUGGACUCGAACGACGAGUCCCUCCAACGGUACAAGGAGUCCCUCGGCCUCACCGGCGGCAAGGACCUCUCCGACCCCAGCGACCCCCGCGUCUGCAUCAUCGAGGCCCUGGCCAUGGACUCGCCCGGCCGCUCCCCAGUCACCAUCGACCUCUCCACGGCCGGGAGCGAGAGCACCCUCAAGGACAAACCCUUCAAGAUCAAGGAGGGCGCAAAGUUCACCAUGUCCGCCACCUUCCGCGUCCAGCACGAGAUCCUGAGCGGCCUGCACUACGUCCAGAUCGUGAAGCGCAAGGGCGUCAGGGUCUCCAAGGACAGCGAGAUGAUCGGCUCUUACGCUCCCAAUACCGACAAGCAGCCUGUCUACACCAAAAAAUUCAACGAGGAAGAGGCCCCCUCCGGCAUGCUGGCCCGUGGCCACUACAACGCAGUCUCCUCUUUCGUCGACGACGACAAGAAGGAGCACCUGAAAUUUGAGUGGUCCUUCGAUAUCUCCAAGGACUGGGAGUAG